This is a messenger RNA of Protopterus annectens (West African lungfish), 1503 nucleotides long. It is a transcript of the gene PEX11B, whose product is annotated as peroxisomal biogenesis factor 11 beta. The record is from RefSeq and is a predicted model, not a curated record. The transcript has 4 exons. Lineage: Eukaryota; Metazoa; Chordata; Ceratodontiformes; Protopteridae. The coding region runs from base 312 to 1061 and encodes 249 amino acids. Gene Ontology annotation, biological process: regulation of peroxisome size; peroxisome fission. Gene Ontology annotation, cellular component: peroxisomal membrane.
UUUGAUCAGCUGAUAAGAGGAGGCGGAGUUAGGAACCAAGAAUCGUGACUUUUGUACUUAGUUUUGCAAGUGUAAUUUUCCUGGAUGUUUAGCCAGUGGGGCAUGUUGACGGGUUGUGCAUACUUUACAGAAUGUGGACUCAUUUUUUUCGUUGCCACUGAAAGACGUUACAUUAGAGAUCACGCAGUGUUUUAAAAAAGUCUGUAGGUAGAAAAGACUUGAAAGAUUAUAAAUAUUAUACAGUAACGGGCCAAAUAGUGCCCCUCAACAGCUGAUUCCAGUUCUCAAGAAGCUUACGUUUUCUCUACCAGAUGGAUUCGUGGGUCCGUUUUAGCUCCCAGAGCCAGGCGAAGGAACGGAUAUUUAGAGCUGCCCAGUAUGCCUGUACAUUGAUUGCAUACACACUACAAAAACAUGGAGCCAGUUCUGAUGCUGUUGCUGCAAUCAAAAAGUUGGAAUCUCAUAUGAGCUUAGGACGCAAAUUAUUCAGAUUGGGUAACUCGGCUGAUGCUUUGGAAGCUGCUAAGCGGGCCAUUCAUCUUUCAGAUGUUGUUCUUCGUUUCUGCAUCACAGUGAGCCACCUUAACCGAGCAAUGUACUUUGCAUGUGACAACAUUUUAUGGACUGGAAAGGUUGGUCUACUUUCCAAACUAGACCAGGACAAAUGGAGCCAGCGCUCUUUCAGGUAUUACUUGUUUGCCUUGAUUAUGAAUCUUAGUCGAGAUGUUUAUGAAAUCAACCUUUUAAUGGAGCGUGAGUACCAGAACAGACGUCAGAAAGGCAGUAUGGUGCUAGAAAAUGGAGAAAUACAUGAUGGCAACAGAAGUAAAGAGCUAAUUAAUUUGCGGAUCAAGAAUCAGCUCCGCCUCCUGUGUCUUGUACUUAGGAACAACCCACCAUUGCUACUGGAUGCCCUGAAGAAUGUCUGCGAUAUUUUCAUUCCUUUAGACAAACUUGGCUUGUAUAAAACUAAUUCAGGUUUUGUGGGGUUCUGUGGCCUCGCAUCCUCCAUUCUGUCUAUCCUCACUAUUGUUUAUCCGUGGCUAAAGCUUAAGCCAUAAUGCACUUCAUGCCAUCAGUGUACGGUUUGAAAGCUGAGCACUUCUUUUGGGCACAAGCUUGAGGGAUGUGAUUGUCAGCAGUAUAUCUAAUUGCCCGAAAAGUCAACAACUAACAAUGUAAUCUGGCACACUUGAACUUUUGGUUAUACAACAGAUGCAACUGGUAAUAGUUUUUGGCUUAGUACAUAGCUGAAAAUUUUGUGUAUUUAAUUGCUGGUAACUGAUAUCAGUCAGAAAACGACAUUUAAUAAUUUUGUAUUCUUCCUUCAGUCAGCAGCAUCACAUCUGGAUCCACUUAGCCUGCCCUUCUUGCAUACGUAAUUCAUACAUUGUGUUGACUUCAUUGUAGUGUUAUGAGGGGGACAACAUUUGAAGGAUGUAAAAUUAUGAAAGUGGCACUUACGAACAGCAAUAAAAAGUAAAACAGCUCUGCUGUACAUUA